Tarenaya hassleriana is the source of this 1873-nucleotide messenger RNA. Its product is annotated as protein plastid transcriptionally active 16, chloroplastic. Lineage: Eukaryota; Viridiplantae; Streptophyta; Magnoliopsida; Brassicales; Cleomaceae. The record is from RefSeq and is a predicted model, not a curated record. Bases 83 to 1642 code for a protein of 519 amino acids. The transcript is spliced from 5 exons.
CGCUCGUUGUCUCAUCGUCAGUGUAUGGCUUAGCCAUUGGUUACUUGAGACACAAGCAAGAAUCCAAGCUUGCCGGUCUCCCAUGGCUUCCAAUUCAUUCCCGUUAACCACCGCACCGACGCAGCGUACCAGGCUUAACCGGAGAAAGCCGAGUUUAAUCCUUGCCGCCAAACCAGCCUCGAUUAAGCUUGGGAAGACGAAUAAGGAUGACUCGGAAGCUUCCCAACCCAAAAGUUCGUCCUCCCCGAGCGGUUUCCGAUUCAACUUCGGGAAUUUACAGGACGUGAAGUCGCUGAUACCGGUGGUGAACAACCCAUCGACCGGUUUAGCGUUUGGUAAUAACCGGAGGAAAGAUUCCGGUACGGUUUUCGUGGCCGGUGCGACUGGACAAGUCGGUAUACGAAUUGCUCAGACGCUGUUGCAGAAAGGGUUCAGCGUCCGAGCCGGCGUUCCCGAUCUCGGAGCCGCUCAGGACCUCGCUCGUGUCGCUGCCACGUAUAAGAUGAUAUCAAAGGAUGAGGCGAGAAGGCUAAACGCGGUAGAAUCCACGUUCCAAGACGCGGAAUCAAUCGCAAAGGCGAUCGGAAACGCGACAAAGGUAGUAGUGACGGUCGGAAACGGGGAAAACGGUCCGGACGCGGUAGUAUCCACGUCAGACGCACUUCUCGUGGUUCAAGCCGCAGAACUCGCCGGAGUCAGCCACGUGGCAAUCGUCUACGACAACGUCACGGGAUCUACAUACAACGUGCUGGACGGAAUCACAUCGUUCUUCAACAACAUCUUCGCUCGAUCUCAGACAUUGACGGUCUCCGAGUUUUUGGAGAGUGUUGUCCGAACGGACGUUGCCUAUACGUUCAUAAAGACGAGCUUGACGGAGGAUUUCUCGCCGGAAAAUUCCUACAACGUAGUUGUUUCAGCCGAAGGGAGCAGCGGAAACGACGCCGGUGAUUCGUCAGUGGCGUACAAAGUGGGGAAGAUGAAGAUCGCAUCAUUGGUGGCAGAUGUUUUCUCGAACACGGCAGUUGCAGAGAAUAAGGUGGUGGAAGUUUUUACGGAUCCAUCAGCUCCAUCGCGGUCCGUGGACGAGCUUUUCAGUGUAAUACCGGAGGACGGGAGAAGAAAAGCAUAUGCAGAGGCCGCGGCGAAGGAGAAGGCCGAGGAAGAAGAGAGAAUAGCGGCCGAGAAAGCCCGAGAGGCCACUGAAGCGGCGAGAAAGCUCUCUGAGCAAGAAGCCGGGGCUGCGACCUUAACCGAGGAGGCUCAGCAGAAAGCCGAGGCUGCCGGAUUCACGAUGGAUGGCCUAAUCAACCGAGCCAAAGGCAUAAGCUCGGGCAUCUCAUGGGAUAAAUUCGGGUCUCAGAUCACAACGGCGGUUCAGAACGCUGCCGCCGAGACGCCAAAAGUGCAGGUCGCGACGGUCAGGGGACAGGCCAAAGCCAGAAACUUGACGCCCAAGAAGGCGGUAGUGAAGCCACCGAAUGAAAACGCAGACGCAAAAGCGAAACCAGCGUUCGCAAGUGCUUUUGCGUUAAAGAAGAAUGAAGAGCGUGGAAAGAAGGAGAGAGAACCGGAGAAGAAAGAGGUGAGGAAAGUGUUGGGAGGACUUUUCAAGCAAGAAACGAUGUACGUAGACGACGACUGAAGAAAGACAGACCCGCCAUUUAAACGCAGCCAUCAGUUGGGUUGUUCCGUACAGUUCCUUUACAAUCUGUAUAUGUAUCCUUACAUGUUCAAGCAAAAGCAUAUGUGCUUAUGAGUUUUGAACUCAACACGGUUCUGAUUAAUGUUUGCUGCUUGUAUUCAGACAAGACCUCAUCUCCUCACCAUUGAGACAAUCUGUAGAGUUUCAUCAAUGAAUAAUAGUUCUUAUGGA